AAAUUAGACAUGGUAAGGGUUAAAAAGGGGAGGAUGCAAAAUGACUUGAAGUCAGUAGUGUUUGUGUGACAGAGAGACGAGCACAGAAAAGCUGAUCGAGGAAUAUAAAACGCAUGAUGGUAAGCGAUAAAGAGAAGUGCUUACAGGGUGAAUUUUUGCCCUUUUCUGAAUCCUUCUUCUGAAUCUCUCUCCAUCCUGCAACAUCUCAGGGAUGCUCUGCCUUUUUUAGAGCAUGUAGCUGCCUGCAUCUGCAGCUGCAGUCAAACUGAUCUCAUCUUUUUAAGUGCACUGGGCCUGAAUUCAAAUUGUACAAGAGUGAGUAAGGACUUUGUUUGGGAAGCCCUGCCAGAGAGAGAUCAGAAAAGUGAGUCAUCAGGGGACACACUGGGACUCAGAGCGGUCCUGGGGGAGAGAGAGAGCGGUGAGUCGGGACAUAAAAUGAGUCUGAACACCGGUCAAAGUCUGACCGUCAGCGGACAGGAUUUGACCAAGAAUGGCAGCAGCAGCCGAGCACCCUGGGAAGAUGCUAGGACAGUUUUGAAGCCUUCCACGCCAACCAGGAAACCUAAACCACCAAAGCCGGAGAACGCCAUCACCAUCGCCGUGUCGGCCCGAGUCCUCUUCACCAUGGAGAAGGAGCAGCAGAUCUACGAGCAGCAAGGCAUGGAAGAUUACAUCAAGUAUCAGGUGGAGCAUGAAACGGAGCCGUUCAGCCCCGGACCGGCCUUUUCCUUCGUCAAGGCUCUGGAGGCUGUGAACACUCAACUGAGGGAGCUUUACCCUGAGAGCGAGGAGCUGUUUGAUGUGGUGCUCAUGACGAACAACCACGCAAAUGUUGGAUUAAGACUCAUCAAUACCAUCAAUCAUCACCAGCUGUUCAUCGAGCGUUUUUGUAUGACUGGAGGAAACAGCCCCAUAGGCUACUUGAAGGCCUACCACGCUAAUCUGUACCUGUCUGCUGAUCCAAUCAAGGUUCGUGAAGCUCUGGAGGAAGGAAUAGCAGCAGCCACCAUGUUCACCCCAGAGAAGAUAAUGGAGGUUUCGGAGACUCAGCUGCGAGUUGCCUUUGAUGGAGACGCCGUCCUCUUCUCAGACGAGUCUGAGCGUAUUUACAAGGCCCAUGGACUGGACAAGUUCUUUGAACAUGAGAAGGCGCAUGAAAACAAGCCUCUAGACCAUGGGCCACUGAAGUGCUUCCUGGAGGCUUUAGGAAAGCUGCAGAAAAAGUUUUAUGCCAAAGGCCAGCGCAUGGACUGCCCCAUCCGGACCUACCUGGUGACGGCUCGCAGUGCAGCCAGUUCUGGUACCAGAGCCCUAAAAACUCUGCGCUCGUGGGGCCUGGAGAUCGACGAAGCUCUCUUUCUCGCUGGGGCACCCAAGGGCCCAAUGCUGGAGAAGAUCAGGCCGCAUAUUUUCUUUGACGACCAGAUGUUUCAUGUGGAGGGGGCAGCGGAAAUGGGGACAGUUGCGUGUCACGUGCCCUAUGGGAUAGCUCAGAGAGUUACAAAAAGAGGAAUAUGGGACAAAGACACUUCUUCUGCACCCAAGUAGCUGCGAUCAUCACUGUGCGGAAACACAGGAGACAAGAGGGGCAUUUAGUGUUAGCAUUCAGCAGCAUGAUGUUAUAUCUGCUGCGAAAUGAUUUACGCAAUCAAAACCAUGAUAAAAUGUCCUGGGCUGAAAAUUGAAUGAAGCCCAGUUGAUGCAAUAUCAUACAUCAUAUCACUACAUUAAACAAAAUUAUAUUUCAUGAACACUUAAUGACAUUUCAAAUGGUUAUUUUACCCACAAACAGUUUAUAAGUUGUACCUUCAUGACUUUAUUAAUUUAUCUUUUUGAUUUCCAGCUUCCUAAAAAUGUCUCUAGACCAAAAUUUAAUAAUUAGUUAUUAAUGGAAUACCAACAUUUAUAACUGCAUCAUUGCCGCAAAGAGCAGAAGAUCCCUGACAACCUGAUAAUGGUACAUUUGUUAUAAUUAAUAGUUUAUAAAUGCUAUAUAAAGUGCUAGUAAAGGAUUUAUUAGCCAUUAUUAAAGCCAUGCAUAAACCGUCUAAAGCUGUUAUAAAGGCUGUGUAUUUUGACAGUGGUGUUAAGUGCUGUUUGUAUUUAAAGGUUCCUUGUGCUGUUGAAAUGUUUUCUUUGUGUAGAUUAUAUCUCAUAAAGACAUAUUUUUACAUUCAUAGAUGUUGCACAGCCAUUUUUAAAAGCAAAAAGCCCUAUUAAAAUUUUAAAUUAAUAAUGAGAACUACUAAAAUAUGAAAAUAGCUACAAAAUUAUAAAGAAGACACCCGUAUACUGAUGAGACACCAAGUGAAUUGAGACUAUUUUUGAUAAUGAUUUCAGCUUUAUGCAGUUUUUGUGGAUUUGGGCACUUUAAUAAGUCUUUGUGUUUAAGCGUAACACUGGUGCCUUUUAUCUCACUGAUGUUUUGUGUUGCAGUUUUGUUCUUUUUGUGUCUAUUUUGCAUGUUUUUGUAUUUGUAUGUUGUACAUGUGGUUGACUGAUUAAUGUAUAAGAAUGUAAGACUGCAAAUUAGGUAUAUUGAAAAUUGUGAAAAUGCUAUUUUAUUUCAGAUUUCUUCCUGUUCAUGACAACACAGAUAUAUUUGAGCUCUUAUUUAAUUCCUUCACAUGCAAUUUGAAACUCUGCUACUUGUUCCCAAAUUGCCCAAAGUUCAGUGUCUCCCAUGUUCUUGCCUGUCUGUCGAACUUUGUCAUGACGUGUGCUGUUAUUGAUUAUUGUUGCGCUUACUGUUGUGUGAAUGAAUGUGAAGCACGUUGGUAUCGAUUGAGUCCAGUGUUGCUGUCAGGUGUGAAAUCAGGGUAAAAUUGAGGCAAAUGACUUGUCCUGAAUUGUUGCUCUAUUUCAAGAUUAAAAUAAAAAUGAAUUAG
Messenger RNA from Acanthochromis polyacanthus (spiny chromis), 2891 nucleotides. RefSeq names its product cytosolic 5'-nucleotidase 1A-like. NCBI's taxonomy places the organism in Eukaryota, Metazoa, Chordata, Actinopteri, Pomacentridae. The record is from RefSeq and is a predicted model, not a curated record. The transcript is spliced from 6 exons. Gene Ontology annotation, biological process: adenosine metabolic process; nucleotide metabolic process. Gene Ontology annotation, molecular function: 5'-nucleotidase activity; nucleotide binding; magnesium ion binding. Gene Ontology annotation, cellular component: cytoplasm; cytosol. Bases 439 to 1551 code for a protein of 370 amino acids.